Molecule: messenger RNA, 1446 nt
Organism: Scheffersomyces stipitis CBS 6054
Lineage: Eukaryota; Fungi; Ascomycota; Pichiomycetes; Serinales; Debaryomycetaceae
Gene: OST1
Product: dolichyl-diphosphooligosaccharide--protein glycotransferase subunit
Exons: 1
Coding region: 1-1446 (481 amino acids)
Cellular component (GO): oligosaccharyltransferase complex; membrane
Source: RefSeq, a predicted model, not a curated record
AUGUUUUGGUGGAAAAAGCUCUUUGUAGUGGCCGCCAUUGUGGUGAGCACGUGUUCGGCCCAGUUGAUUGACUCAAUUCUGGAAGACGUUUGGGAAAACUCUCAUUAUAGCCGGACGAUUGAUCUUCUGAAGUCUUACGUUAAGGAAACGAAUCUUAUUGAAGCGAAGAACAUCAACACUCAAGCGCAGAGUGUUUACUAUUUUACCGUUAAUGAUGGUUUUGACAUCAUUCCCGAGCUUUCGGUAGUACUGGUCACGUUGUUGAAUCCUAGUCAUGUAGAAGUUGAGUACGAAGAGGUGGUAGCUGGAAAGCUAUUCAAGAUCACCUUACCUGUUCCAAUUUCGCCCAACUCGAGCUUUGAGAUCAAGGUCAACUAUGUCUACAUCGGCACGUUACUGCCAAUGCCAGCCUCGUUGAAGAUGGCAGACACCCAGCUGCUUUUGCUCAAGUUGAACAAGUUUGCCUAUUCGCCAUAUCGUACUACCGACUACUCUUUGACUUUCACAGGUGUAGCCAAAGGUCAAGAGAUGGAAUUGUUGAAGACAGGUAACUUCUCUGCAUCAGACAACGUUCCAGAUGUCAGACCACGUGUAGAGGACAAAACGUUGAAGUAUGGCCCAGUAUUUGAUUAUCUUGAACCAUUCACGUUGCAGCCAAUGGGAUUGUUGUAUGAACACAAUCGUCCUUUGGGUUUCGUCCAGAAUUUGAACAGAUCUGUCUGGAUCCCAGCUUCAAAUGUAAAACAGUUGCCUUUUGAAGAGUACUAUGAGUUGACCAACACUGGUGCAGAGUUGUCAACUGGAUUUUCCAGGGUAGACUGGCUUGUGGGACGUUUUGCAGGUACCAGAAACCAUUGGGCUUUGAGCCAUAUCGAGAUUCCAACAAUAGGUGAUAGUUUUGAUGACUAUUACUAUACAGACAAAGUAGGUAUGGUUGAUUCACACGACAGAGUCAAGGACCAUUUACUCUUGCAGCCUAGAUUCCCUUUGUUUGGUGGUUGGAACUACAACUUCACUCUUGGUUGGAACGGAAAGUUGGCUAACCAUGUCCAUAAGGUUAGUGGAACUGAUGACCAAUACAUUGCCAAGGUUCCAUUGUUGAACGCCGUCAGAGACGUCACCUACAACAACACGUACUUGGUAUUCUACUUGCCCGAAAACGCUGAGUUUGUCAAUGUUUCAUCUCCUAUCGAUUUUGAAUCCUUAACCGUAGACAAUGAAUUGUCUUACUUGGAUGUUUCCAAUGGUCAUGUCAGAGUCACGCUUCAUUACAAGAACUUGUUUGAUGAUGUGCACAGAUUGGACGUGUUGUUCAUGUAUAAGUAUACACAAUCCAGCUACUUGUUGAAGGUGCUCAAGAUCUCGGGCUUUGUUUUCGUUGGUUUGAUCAGUUACUACUUGUUGGGCCUCGUGGAUCUUUCUAUCGAGGACAAGAAGAAGGACUAG